This is a messenger RNA of Dioscorea cayenensis subsp. rotundata (Guinea yam), 920 nucleotides long. RefSeq names its product tetraspanin-19-like. Lineage: Eukaryota; Viridiplantae; Streptophyta; Magnoliopsida; Dioscoreales; Dioscoreaceae. The transcript has 7 exons. Bases 51 to 716 code for a protein of 221 amino acids. The record is from RefSeq and is a predicted model, not a curated record.
UUCUCGGUGGGGGGAUAAGAAUCAAGCUUUUUGUGUUCUGGUUUGGAGAGAUGGGGUGGUGGGUGAGGAGUUGUGUGCAGACCAUGCUGAAAGUGGUGAACUCGGUGAUAGGAAUGACGGGGAUGGCCAUGAUUCUCUAUGCUCUUUGGAUGAUCAGGGCGUGGCAAAGGACAAUCCAUGGAUCAUGGGUUCUCUAUGGCACGGACUCUUCCCCUCCAUGGUUCAUCUACACUUUUCUCGGUCUAGGAAUUUCUUUGUGCUUGAUAACAUGCUCUGGCCAUAUCGCUGCAGAAGCUGCUAAUGGACAUUGCCUUUCAUGUGUAUCCUUCAAUAAGUACAUGCUAUUUAUCUUACUCCUCGUUUUGCUGGAAGCUGCUAUCACUGCAGAUGUAUUUUUAAACCCAAACUGGGAAGAGGAUUUCCCCCAAGAUCCAACUGGGAGGUUUGAUGAGUUCAAGAAUUUUGUGAAUUCAAACUUUGAGAUGUGCAAAUGGAUAGGCUUUUCAAUCAUCGGUGCACAGGUUCUAUCAAUUUUACUAUCCAUUGUUCUCCGAGCUCUUGGUCCCGAUGAUGGAGAUUACUAUGACAGCGAUGAUGAUUCUGACCCCCCGCGCCUUCCUCUGUUGAGACGCCAAGUUCAGCAGCAAGCUCCAAUUUCACCUGAAUCUCCUCCAUCUGUUAAAUACACUUUCUGGAAUGGUGGUAAUAGGGGUUGAGUUUUCCAGUGGUGGUGCUGCAAUUCAUCUGCAGAAAAGAAAGUGGUUUGGGUUGUUGGAUAUCUGUUGUUUGUUUAGUGUUGCAUGGUUUUUGCUGCUAUCAAAUGCACACCAUGGUUAAGUAAUUUGUAUAAAUUUUUAUAGAGGAUUAUAUCUGUAUACAUACUCUGUUUCUUAAUUUAGUAAAUAGGUUGCAUUGGGGAA